Messenger RNA from Canis lupus familiaris (dog), 8384 nucleotides. RefSeq names its product serine/arginine repetitive matrix 4 (gene SRRM4). The record is from RefSeq and is a predicted model, not a curated record. The transcript is spliced from 13 exons. Gene Ontology annotation, biological process: neuron maturation; regulation of RNA splicing; mRNA processing. The coding region runs from base 415 to 2244 and encodes 609 amino acids. Gene Ontology annotation, molecular function: mRNA binding. Lineage: Eukaryota; Metazoa; Chordata; Mammalia; Carnivora; Canidae. Gene Ontology annotation, cellular component: nucleus.
GUGCAGCUCGCGCGACCAGCCUCCUCUUCCAACGUCACAUUGUGCGAGAGACAAAACCCGGGCGCGCCUGAGCUCACACGCGCACGCACACACAGACGACCCCGUCGCCUCCUCUCUCCUGGCGCUGCCGAGGAAGCCAGCCCUCCCUCCCUUCCCUGGGGCGCGGAGGCUCAGCAAGCUCAGAGCUCAGCCCAGAGGCAACACGGAAGGCGAAGAAAGACGAUAGAGCAACCUCUUGUCUCCCCUGCCUGCCCGGGCUGAGGCGCCCCAUCCCCCGCCCUGAACCCCGAUCUCUUCCACCCCACCCCUCUGGGUUUCACGCGGACCGAGCCCGCAGCCGGGUGUGCCCCCAUUGGAAUCCACGUUUCAGCACUUCGGACAGCGCCCGGGAGCCCCGGCCCCCUUGGGUUGGCUAUGGCGAGCGUUCAGCAAGGCGAGAAGCAGCUUUUCGAGAAGUUCUGGCGAGGAACCUUUAAAGCUGUGGCCACCCCGCGUCCCGAGAGCAUCAUUGUCGCCAGUAUCACGGCCCGCAAGCCGCUGCCAAGGACAGAACCCCAAAGCAGCCCUCUGGUUCCAGCUCAGGAUGGACCCUCGGAGAAGCUGAGCCAGCAUCUGGCCACCGAGGCCUUGGGCACCAACAGCUGGGAGAGAGACAAGGCCUGCCGGGAGCUCAGUCCUGCCAGAGCACGCAGUGCCUCCCGAGACAAAGACUUGACGCCACCACCUUCCUCCAGGGGGAAGAAGAAAAAGAAGAAAUCUACCCGGAAGAAGAGAAGGAGGUCCCCAUCAUAUAGUCCAUCGCCUGUCAAGAAAAAGAAGAAGAAAGGCUCCAAAAAGCAUAAGCGACACAGGUCAUUCUCCAAGAAGAGAAGGCACAGCUCCUCAAGCCCAAAAAGCAAAAGGAGAGAUGAGAAGAGGCACAAAAAACAAUCACGAAGCCGGCCCCGAAAAUCUCACCGCCACCGUCAUCACCAUUAUCCCUCGAGGUCCCAGAGCUCGGAGUCCCGCUCCUCAAGCUGUGAGAGCAGGCACCGCGGCAGGUCCCCCGAGGAAGGGCGGAAGUCCCGCCGAAGGCACUCCCACCGCUGCUCCAGGACCCUCGGCAAGGCCAGCCCGGAGGCCCGCUCCAGCCACCCGCCCAGCCAGCCCCUCCAGAUGCUCAGCCUCCUGUCGGCCAGGGGUGUAAUCACUGGGUCGGGGUCUGCAGCUGACCUCUUUACCAAAACAGCCAGCCCGCUCACCACCUCCCGAGGACGCUCCCAGGAGUAUGACUCAGGCAAUGACACCUCUUCACCACCCUCCACGCAAAUCAGCUCAGCCAGGUCGCGGGGUCAAGAGAAGGGGAGCCCCAGUGGGGGCCUAAACAAAAGCCGGGAGCUCAACUGUGGCAACACAUCGGAUUCAGGGAACUCCUUCACCACCUCCUCACCCCAGAACAAGGGGGCCACUUUGGAGAAUCUCUCCCCUACCAGCAGGGGCAGAGAGUCAAGAGGAUUUCAGUCGCCAUGCCUGGAAUGUGCAGAGGUGAAGAAGUCUGGUUUGGUCCCAUCCACAGCCCGGAGCUCCCCUAUGAGAGGUUGCUCCCGCAGCCCUUCUUAUGCCAGCACCCGCUCUUCCAGCCACUCCUCCCGAUCCCCAAACCCCAGAGUCUCCCCCAGGUACACCCGAAGCCGAUCCACCUCCUCUGGAAAAAGGUCCUACUCGCGCUCUUCCAGCUACUCCUCCAAGUCUGGCAAGAGGAGCCCGCCGAGCAGAAGCUCGCGAUCGCGCCGCAGCCCCAGCUACUCGCGGUACAGCCCCGGCAGGGAGCGGGACCCCAAGUACAAUGAGAAGGACUCGCAGCAGCGGGAGCGCGAGCGAGCACGUCGGAGACGGCGGUCCUACUCGCCCAUGCGCAAGCGCCGGAGAGACUCCCCGAGCCACCUGGAGGCGCGGAGGAUAACCAGUGCCCGGAAACGCCCCAUCCCCUACUACCGGCCCAGCCCCUCAUCAUCCAGCAGCCUCAGCAGCACCUCCUCCUGGUACAGCAGCAGCAGCAGCCGCUCUGCCAGCCGCAGCUACACCCGGAGCCGCAGCCGGAGCCGCAGCCGCAGCCGCAGCCGCAGCCGGAGCCGCAGCCGCAGCCGCAGCCGGAGCAGGACCCGCGCUAGCAGCAGCUCCGGCUCCCGCAGCCCCAGCCUGGGCUCCCGGAGCCGGAGCCGGAGCUACAGCUCCGCAGACAGCUACUCCAGCACGAGGCGCUAAACACGGGCCCUCCUUGAGCCAGCUGCCUGCAGGGGGCCCCUUUCACUCUGCCAGCCUCCCCCACCCCUCCCUGCCCACCCUGCCUUCUCCUCGGUGACAGACAUUGAGGGCUCCUGGACCCUGUCUUUCCUGCUCUCCUGGGGAGGAGGAGGAGGGUACCGGGGGCCUUCAGCCUCUAUGUCAAGCUGCUAGGAGCCUCCACCAGCACCACCCUGGGGCUCAGUUCAGGCCUGGGCAUAUGGAGAGAACCACCCUCUGUUGGCACAAAAAAAACACAGGGUUUUGUAAGAAGCAAUGGGUCCGUGACUCAAACGUUUGAGCCUGGCCGGGAAAACAAAGUUCCGCCAACCUACUGCUCACAGGGUGCACGAGGAAGGCUAGCAGUGCUUCAUCCCCCUGCCCUCAUCCUCACCUGUCUCACCACGCGAGUGUGUGGACCCUCGUAGGAUGGGAGCAGAGGAGAGGAAACCAGGUGCAGUCAGGCCCAGGGGCGCGUGUCAGGCCUUCCACCUCCCCAAACAGGCUGGAACAAAGGCCAGAAGGCUGAGUGGGGAGAGAAGGGGACCUAACCUGAGUAGGGAGCACGGAUAUUUCGAUUGGUACAAAGUGUCAGGAGCUAGGAAAUGGGUUCUCUGGUUGUGAGUACAGACAUGAAAGGGCAGGGGGUCAUUCUGCUGCCCCCUCCCCCAUUAUCUUGGUGGGGUCAGGAAAAGCAGUCCAGUAGGUUCUAGCAGUGGAAAGGCCACCUCAUGGCUUAGACAGCCCUUUGGCUGUUCACAGGGCCUCUGAACCUCACUGAGAAAGGACACAGUGGACAGUCAGGACAGCUUGGUCCACAGCCCCAGAUCCUAAAUUUGCCUCAGCCCCCACUAGCUGGCACUGACUUAAUUCCACGAGACCAUCUGCUGAACAUUCCCCAGUGCCAUGGCCCGCUGCCAGUCCCCAGCGCCGGCCAGUCUGGCCCUACCCUCGGGUUGGUGCCUGCCUGUGCCCUCCCCCACUUCCCAGACUGCCACACCCUGGAGCCCACCCCGUGCAGCCGAGCAUCUACUCACCCACCCUCGGCCUCAGCCACCCCCUUUGCCUCUCAGGAAUUUUGCCAGGACGGGGCACAGCAGCUCAGGUUUGGGGGGAAAGACCCAAAUCCCGAGAGUGUGAGGGGACAGGGCCUUGGAUCUUCCAUAGCUUGGGAUUCUGCUGGCUUCUGAGGCUUCCUGUGAGCUCAAGCCUGCCCUUCAUUUCGGCCCUCACCCUGUCUUCCCCCUGCCCAGGGCUGGGCAGCAUGGGUAAGCUGAUCUCCAACACGCAAAUACCACCAGUUGCUUCAUCUACAGCAGGCACCGCAAACAGGGGUGUGAGGGGGAAGAUCCUUAAAAUAAACUCUUGGGCAUCCCCCUCACCAGCUGACCGGCUUUCCGGAGCCUUGUGGGUGAGUUUCAAGUUUGCAGUGGCAACUGCGGCAGGACAGGGCCUGGAGGGAGACAGUGAGGGGGCACGGCUUCUGGCUCUGGAUACUGGGGCCAGCAAUGGGGAGCCAAACACUCUUUAUCCUUCACACCCCAGGGAAAACAUUUGAAAAAAAAAAUCCUUUUUUCUUGAAAAAGGUGACCGUCUCCCCCAGCCCCCAAUCCUUCCCAUUACAUCAGCCCAUGGGACCAGAAACUGCCCCCCAACCACCCACAGGAGCGAGGUGCCCCAGACAUCACUGGACAAGCUGGCCUUCCCAUGAUGCCCUCUGGCUCAGCCUGGGCCCCACCCACCCAGACUGAUGGAUGCCAAUGCUGUCACCACAGAAGGCCGGAUGGCAGGUGCCUGGGACAGGGGCAGGUGCCCUGGGAGGGCAUGUACAGCAACUGUAAAUAACCCUCUUCCCUGCCCAGGAACCCAAACUGGGAUCCAGUCUCCCAUCAUGGAGACCAAGGCUCUCCGAGCCACGGAACCUCUUUAGCAGGACAGCAGUGAGAGAGGCCCCAGAGCCUCCCAUCAGACUGCCUUCAGACAACUCUAGGGGACCAUUUUGCCUGGGGCUCCUAGCAAACCUAUUAUUUAUUUUAUUUAUUUAUGUUUAUUUAUUUAUUUAUGUGAUGUCUGUCUGUCUGUCUCUCUCUCUCUCGGUUGCCAUUAGCAGUAUUCAACUAUUUAUUUAUUUAUAUGGAAAGGUGUGUGUGUGUGUGUGUGUGUGUGUGUGUGUGUGUUUGGGGAGGGGGGCUUCUAUUUUUGUGCAUCUUUUUUCCCUCGCAUCUUUGUGGAUGAAAUCUGAGAGGUGGGAUGUGAGUAGGGAUGUUGGCUUUGUCCCUUCAGGUGACACCCACAAGCUCUAAGUCCAAACAUCCUGGAGUUGGCCUGAGGGGGUGGGGGAGUGUUUCAGACCCAAGGUUCCUUAUGUCGGUGAGCUUCAGGCUUGUGCCCCAGCUCCCUGCCCACCAGCUGCCUCACUGAGGUAUUGGAAGGAUGAACAACAGCCACGAGGCUUGUGAGCUAAGGCCCUGAAAUGAUAUAGUGGAGUCACAGCUCACGUGGGGAUUGAGUCUAAAGUUAGCAUAACCUAACUAAGGCACAACUUGCAGAGUCAGGAAUUGUGGGGUGAGCACUUUAGGGAGACACCUGCUGGGAGACAGCUAUACUGUCCUUUGGCUCACCAAGGAGGCGUUGUUCAGUAUUUACUGAUGUAGCUGUCUUGAGCUUGGGGGGCCACAGUGGUUGAAGUGACAUCUGGCUUAGCGCUGGGAUCAAACUUGGAGUUGACAUGGAGAGAAUAUGGCAAGAAUGGAGCUGACUGAGGGGAGAGGAGAUGCACCUGUGGUCUCACCCUUACUCCAGGGCGGCAGGUAGUGGGCAGGAUCACUCGCUAGCUUUUCUGAGCAUGCCUGGUGGGUUUUGUGUAAAUUACAAAUACUUCCACCUCCACUGAAGCUAAUUUCUCCCCAUCCCCUGAGGUUUUUCCAGGCUGCUCUCUUCCUUCUGCCCAUGGACACACACCGCUUCUGGAAGCAGGGUCCACCCUCCUAAGAGAGAUACACAGACCCAGAGCUAAAGCCUUUUACUGUGAUCUCUUGCUUUCCAUCAGACGAGAGCACAAUGCUAUUUCCAGAAAUUAGGGACGGGCGGGGCGGGGGUGGGGAGACAAGAUGAAAGGAGCAGCCAAAGGUCCCCGCAAGAAGGUCAUCUCGGAUCCCAUGGAGCCAGGAUCUAGAGGCCUUUACCAGUCCUGCCUCUCUGACUGGCACUGUCUACUUGCUGCUUCCCAGAGAGGGCCCUACUCUUUCCAAAGUCACCAUUCAACUGCCUUGAAAUUGCUGGCUCCUGUGGUCCAGCUUUGAGUUUAGUGAGACUUUUGCAAUAUCCCUGGUUGUUUCCCUGGCAAUGUGACUAUCCAGCUCUAACUCCCAGCCAGGGGAAAGUUUGCAAGAGGCUGCUUAAAUGCCUCCUGGUGUGGGGGUGGGGAUCUCUGUCCCCCCACCUCCUGCCAAAUAGCCUUCUCUAAUUUCCCUUACAUUUCCUUUCUUAUGCAUCCAAAUAUAAAUGCUUUUUGGGGCGCUGGUAACCUUGUUGUGGCCCAAUUCCUGGCAUCACUGUUCCUCUGCCUACUUCGCCCACAUUACCUUCUGUUUCCAGGGAGUGAGACAAAUCACCUGCAACCCGCACGUGGCAUGUGCUUAUUUUACAAGCCAGCAUUGGGGGAUGUGGCUUGAGGCCCAGUAAACAUGCAGCCCAAGACCUGCUGCCUGCCUAGAUGAAUGACCCUGGACAGAUUGCUCCCCUUUUCCGGGCCAAAGAUUACAAUCCCUUUGAGAAGUGGGGGAGUUUCUGAGAUAGAAUCCAGAAUGUUGACCUGAGGCCUAGAAAACUGUCUAAAGACAGAAUGAGUUCACCAGGAUUGAAAAAGAAAAAGAACCUAAAUAUUUUUCGGAGGUUCUCAGUCAUUAGAGUAAAACUUGAAAACAAUAUGUGAACUCCCUUCGGUUAAAUUAAGAAACGCUAACUCCCUCAAAACCCUCAUCCAGGAACAUUCUAGUUCCUCAAGAUUCCACUGCAUUCCUAGCUCUGUUUCUUCCCUUCCUUGAAGGAAAGGCAAUCUUUCAGAAGCAAAACACAAUUAAGAUGCUUGCGAGACACAAGGGUCUCUGUCUCAGAGAGUCCCUAUCAUGCAUUAGCUCAGAAGCAUCCUUUUUGCCAAAGGCUUUGCUUGAAGAUGGCUGACAUUUGGGUGUUCCCGAAGGUUCUCAAGCACUUUUUUUUUAAGUCCCACUCCCAUCAUUUCUUCCAUUGUAUUCUUUUCCACAAAUAUUCAAAAUAAUCUCACAAGCGUGUGUCUUGCCUUGCUUGCUCUCCAGCUAAAUAGAAGAGUGUGAUUAAAAAACAAACCAGAAUUCCUCAAAACGCUCCCUCCUCCAUUAGCCAGCUGCAUCCAGCUAAGGAGCUUAUGCUGGAUCCAGUAUCAUCCCGCAAUGCUUUACUGCAGCCUCUUCCUCCUCACUUCUGCACCAAUGAGCGAGUGAUACGAAUAGACUUGGCAUCUCCCCUCUGUCUGUGGCUGUUGUUUUGGUUGUUUUUUUUUUUUUUUAAUUUAUUGAGGAGUUUUUUGGGGGGAUGAUUGUUUUGCAUUGUAAAUAUCAUGAUGGGGGCCCCUCAUCAGAACCUGGCUUAUUUAAUAAUUUAUUCCCUAUUUAUUGAGUGAUAUCGGGAGAGGAGAGGGACCACCUCUUCCCCUGAAUUGCUAUUGGAAAUCGGUCCAUCUCUCAGCUCUGGGUGCGGCUGUCUGCAGCAGGGGCAUUUUCACUCAGGUAAUGAGUGCUAGAAUCACCCAGCAAAUUGGAAUUGGCAGAAACGGAGUCUUCGGUCAUACAAAUUAAGCUCAAAUGGAACUAAAACACUGGUUAUCUCCGGGAAAAACCUCAUUUUGAUGGAAAUUAAUCGAGGAAUAAAAUGCCUGUGCACGAACCAACUUCUAUUAAAAAGUCACAACUCUUUGAAAAAAAGAGAGAGAGAGAGAGAGAGAGACCAAAUUGUAAUUCCUUUUCUCUGGCCAAGAAAAGAUAUGCCUCAUCUAACAAGUUGAGCCAAAGAGACUGGAACAACAUUCUUUUGUGAUUCUCUGGCCUGUGUGUGUCUGUCUGGAUGAAAGGGAGGUGGGUGUCAGGCCUCAGUGUUAUCAUCUGUAAAAUGGGAUUUGGCCUAAGCAUUCUUGGCACGGUGGAGGGUGGGGUUUCCAACUCCGAUGCUGUGAGCUCCGAACCGUCAGAUAUUCAGUCCCUUGUGUCUUCUGCCAACUGUAGGUUGAAGGAUGUCUCCCAAGGAAGGGACAUAAAAACCCAGGGCAUGGACCUCAGUUGCAAGGUGAGGUUGUAGUAGCUGAGUCCUGCAGUCAAAAAUGGGAGGCCUCCGGGUGCUGCCACCUGAUACAACUCUUGUAGCCCAGGUCAAAGAAGCCCCCUCUAUUAGCCUGACCUUCUCUCCAAGCCCAGCCAUCCAGAGUGAUCAAAGGAGAGACCAAGAAGACUUCAUUGUUCUCUGGAGUUCACCGCUGUUUAUUGUGUCAGGGCUGUAUUUUGUACAGUUGUUUGAACAAGCUAGUGACAUAGGUCACGGUGCCAUUUUGCAGAUGAGAAAACUGAGGCCUGGGAAGGGGGAACUGGUAUGCCUGAACUCCCUUGAGCUCAGACCCACCUGGCUCCAUGCCCCCCUCGCUUGGUAGCUCUUUCAUGCCAGGUCCCUGUUGUGAGGACUUUGGGCAGAUUCUUUUCUCUCCCAAUUCUUGGCUGCUCCCUCAAGCAGUCAUAGGCCAAGGACCUCACAGAAUCCACCAUAUCAGCCCAGCAGACUUGGUGCACCCCAAGGCCAUUUCUCCACACCGGGGGCUGGAAUUCCCAUCUGGAAAACCCCAAGCUAGGGGACCCACCACCAGCCCAGCUCAGCCUGAGCAGCCAGCCUCUUCCUGGAACAUCCACAUCGGAGGGGGAGAAGCUCCUGUGUCCUCCAGCAUCCUGGGACCCUGUCCUCUACCCUGUGACACAGCGGCCGUGGCUUGUUUGAUUUCUGGUGUCCACAGCUAAGCAUAACCUUCCCGGGGUUUCCGAUUUUUCAGCCUGUACAAAACAUGUCUCUGUUCUAAUAAAAGGUUCCAUGGUAUGGUGUUCUCA